This is a messenger RNA of Naumovozyma dairenensis CBS 421, 750 nucleotides long. It is a transcript of the gene PRP11, whose product is annotated as spliceosome assembly protein PRP11. Gene Ontology annotation, biological process: spliceosomal complex assembly. The transcript has a single exon. Bases 1 to 750 code for a protein of 249 amino acids. Lineage: Eukaryota; Fungi; Ascomycota; Saccharomycetes; Saccharomycetales; Saccharomycetaceae. Gene Ontology annotation, cellular component: U2 snRNP; catalytic step 2 spliceosome; U2-type prespliceosome. Gene Ontology annotation, molecular function: nucleic acid binding; zinc ion binding. The record is from RefSeq and is a predicted model, not a curated record.
AUGGACUACCAAAACAGAGCUGGUUCCAAGAAAGGAUCUGGUGGUAUCGCUUCAGAUGCUCAAGCUAACCUCCAGAGAAGGAAGCAAGUGGAUGAACUACUGAGAAAAAAUGAAAAAAUCCAGUAUACAUUUGAAGAGGAUAAUGAAGCUACUUCAUCGCAGCAGAAUCCAUAUAUCUACAAAAAUCAUUCAGGGAAGUUAGUAUGCAAACUAUGUAAUACUAUGCAUGUCUCUUGGUCGAGUGUAGAACGUCAUCUUUCCGGUAAAAAGCAUGGUUUAAACGUACUAAGGCGUGGAGCAAAGCAGGAAAGAGUAACCGCUAUAGGGUAUAAAAAGGAUGGAGAGCAUCUUACUGAAUUCCAAAAAUCGGUUGAGUUAAGUAAGCAAUCUUUGAAAAACAACGGUAUAAUUCCUAAGUUUAAAAGUAUAAAUGUUAAAGAUACGCAAACAGGUCUUGUUGGUGUUGCAAUACAGGUCGACUAUAAUACCGAAAAAGCUGUAAACUCAUCCGAAAACGAAGAAUCUCCGACAGAGAAUUUUACAUUCCCGCCUUUCAUUAGAAUUGUUUCUGGCCUGGAAUUGUCAUCAUCUAAUGAAGAUGGUAAGAAAUAUCUUGUGAUAGCAUAUGCACCUUUUGAAAAUAUCGCUUUUCAGUUGCCAAACAAAGAAAUUGUAUUUAAUGAUAAUGACCAAAACAAAGAUGCUGUCGAUGAGUUGAAUAAAAAUGUACUUAUUGGGAUAAGGAUUUGA